Messenger RNA from Solea solea (common sole), 3704 nucleotides. RefSeq names its product solute carrier family 38 member 9 (gene slc38a9). Gene Ontology annotation, molecular function: amino acid transmembrane transporter activity. The record is from RefSeq and is a predicted model, not a curated record. Bases 336 to 2021 code for a protein of 561 amino acids. Gene Ontology annotation, biological process: amino acid transmembrane transport. Lineage: Eukaryota; Metazoa; Chordata; Actinopteri; Pleuronectiformes; Soleidae. The transcript is spliced from 15 exons.
CACACACGCACACACACUGUAGAAAAAGGAAACGUCCCAUUAUUGUUUUUUAUUCACCUCACAAACAAACACAACUUUCUCUGGACAGACCGUAUUGCGCGCCGUCACGGACAUUUAGCGGCCAUUACCCCGAAUAAAGGCGGCUGCUCCCUUCGUCACGCGUCUGUUAUUGUUCGCGGCGGCUGAGGAAAAGUGUCUGUUGACAACUGACUCAUUAUUUCCAACAUCUGCUGACACGGCCACCUGAAAUGAGCUGAGGACAGCGACAAGGAAGGAUCCCGCUCUGCUGACCGGUGAUGAGCGCUGAGGAGCUGUAGCUGAAAGUCGGAGGCAUCAUGGAGGACGACUGCAAGCCUCUGCUGAGCCCAGAACAAACUGUAGAGAGCCAAUCAUAUGGAGGCUCCACGGACUCUCUGGACGUCAAGGUUAAAAGGCCUUUCCACGUCGAGCCCAGAAACAUCGUAGACCAUGACCCACAGGAGAGAGUGUCGGCUGAGGCCGCCAUCCUCAACAGUAGAGUCCAUUACUACGGACGACUGACGGCCUCCUCUGACAGACUGCUGAGUCCUCCGAACCAUGUAAUCCCUCAUCCCGAGGAGAUCUACGUCUACAGCCCGCUGGGGACGGCCUUCAAGGUGACGGGAAGUGACCACUCCUCCAAGAACCCCAGCAUCGUCACUAUAUUUGCGAUAUGGAACACGAUGAUGGGCACGUCUAUACUCAGCAUACCCUGGGGUAUAAAGCAGGCUGGCUUCACUCUUGGCAUCCUCAUCCUCAUCCUCAUCGGUUUGCUGAUGCUCUACUGUUGUUACAUCGUCCUCAAAUCUCCGAAAGCCAUACCCUACGUGGACACGUCCCACUGGGAAUUCCCGGACGUCUGUCGGUACUACUUUGGAGCGUUCGGCCAAUGGUCCAGUUUGGUGUUUUCCAUGGUGUCCCUUAUUGGAGCCAUGGUGGUUUACUGGGUCCUCAUGUCCAACUUCCUCUACAACACAGGACAGUUCAUCUACAACUACGCUCACAAUGUCAACGCGUCAGAUUCAGAGUUUGGAACCAACGGCUCAGAAAGAGUCAUCUGUCCGUUCCCAAACACGGGGCCUGGAGGGAACAGCACCAUGGCCUCUCUAUUCAUCAACAGCAGCAGCAGUGGAAACGAAACGUCCGACUUCACCUCCUUUGAACACUGGUGGAGCAAAACCAACACCAUCCCCCUCUACCUCAUCGUCCUGCUGCUGCCGCUGCUCUGCUUCCGCUCCGCCUCCUUCUUUGCAAGGUUCACCUUCCUGGGAACCAUAUCAGUCAUGUACCUGAUCGCUCUCGUCACCAUCAAAUCCGUUCGCCUCGGCUUCCAUCUGGAGUUCCACUGGUUCGAAACGACCGGGUUCUAUGUUCCAGAGUUCAGGGUAUGCUUCCCUCAGCUCACUGGUGUCCUCACUCUGGCCUUUUUCAUCCACAACUGCAUCAUCACAUUGAUGAAGAGCAACAAGAACCAGGAGAACAAUGUGCGUGAUCUGUCUGUGGCGUAUCUUCUCGUCGGGUUGACCUAUCUCUAUGUGGGAGUCCUCAUCUUCGCCUCCUUCCCUUCACCUCCUCUCUUCAAAGACUGCAUCGAGCCAAAUUUUCUGGAUAAUUACCCGAGCAGCGACGUGAUGGUGUUUGUAGCCCGGAUGUUCCUGCUCUUCCAGAUGAUCACAGUUUACCCUCUGCUGGGAUACUUGGUGCGGGUCCAGGUGAUGGGUCAGAUCUUUGGCAAACAUUACCCCAGUUUCUUCCACAUUCUGGCUCUGAACAUCUUAAUAGUUGGUUCUGGCGUCCUGAUGGCAAAGUUCUAUCCUAAUAUUGGAUCAAUCAUACGGUUUUCAGGAGCCACAUGUGGCCUGGCUCUGGUGUUUGUCUUUCCCGCUCUGGUGCACAUGAUCUCUCUAAAGCGACGGGGGGCGCUCCGCUGGCCGUCGGCCGUCUUCCACAGCCUCCUCAUCCUGCUGGGUCUGGCCAACAUGGUGGCUCAGUUCUUCAUGUAGAGCGGAGCCAAACGGGAGCAGAGAGACGAGCGGAUGAGGUGCUGGAGGCGUCGGACCAAAGAGACCAGAGAGUGUUGUUUUAAUCACAGGCGGGUUCCCAGCGACCGGCAGCCGUCGUCAGCCAAUCAGAGUGCACGCCUGUGCCUCUGUGAUGUAAGGUUUGGGGAAUGUUUGUGUUUGAGAGGGAAAAAAAAAAAACAGGACGCCAUUGUCUCGGGAUGAUAACGUUAUCUUUUUACUGUCAGGUAUUUCUAUGAGCUCAUCUUCUACUGUUGAUUUUGUGUGUGUGUGCGUGUGUGUGUGCGCGUGUGUGUGUGACAGACUAUUUCUUUUAAACGGUAGAAUUAAAGGUUUGUUUUAAUAAGAGGAACUUUAAACAUGUUUUUAUGAUACAGGUUGAAUAAUGAUAAAAGUUUUGGUGCUCUCUGUCCACUAGAGGUCUCCCCAUACCUUCCGUAUUCCGUGUGCACUUACACUUUCUAAUGACACAUACACACGGCCCGCAGAACUAUUAUACUUUGACGUACAGUAUAUUGUUUGCGUGGUAAAAAACUCUGUAUAUGGGGUCCACAUGUUGGCAGUUAUGAGUGUGUGACUGCGUUUAGACCUCAGCAGAUUCUGUCGCUCUGUCUUCCGUUGAGCGAUGCUAACUCGAUGUGGACGCCUGUGAUUCUUUUUGAACUAAAAUGACGGCUCGUAGCAAUUCCACGUUUUAUAACAGUAUGAAGUCCUACCUUGACGUAUAUGCACAUGUACGUCCGCAUGUGUCCUAGCCGUCAUGCACGGAUGACGACCUCAUUUCUGUAAUUCGGACCUCAGCAGACUCGCAAAUUGUAGAAACUGCGAAUUGGCCAUUAAAGGUCCUGCCUUAAUUUUUGUCUUCCUGUGUCCGCUUAGUGUUAUUUUUGCCUACUUGAUCCAAUCCACUACGGUUCAAUUUGUGUGUCUCCAGUGAAUCCCACACUCCAUACCAAUAGGGAGAUUAUAAGUAUAAAUUUGAAUUAAAAAAUGAAGAGUUGUCGUCUCCUUUUGAGAGCCUCUCCUUACAAAAAAGAAGCACCCAAGCAUGUGUUUUUUAUAGUAUUCGUUGAAUCGUAAAGUGAGCGCCACCUACUGGACUGAACAGUGUUGGAACAGUGGGUUAUUUAGCACCUGGAGCACAGAAUCAACACUAUCACAUAACAAUUACGGCUGCACUUCUGUGCGAACACUUGCAAACCUCGGAGAUUUAAAACAUAUUUAUGAUGCAAGAUGAAUGAAUGGCGGGCUGCAUUUGGCCCCCGGGCCACGAGUUUAAAACCUCAGCCUCGAUCAGAGGAGAUGAAACACAGAGAUAAAAGAGAGGAAAUGAAUCAUGGUAGAAAUAAACAAAGAUUGAUACAUUGAGAUGUUUAUCACGUGAUGACGCGGCGCGUGUUUCACAAGCGAAAGAAUCCGUUACUGCAGGUUUAAGCGUGUUUUUAAUGACUAACUGUGAUGAUGUCAUGUGUUUACGUGUUUGGUUUGGAAGUCGUCCGUGAUGUCGCCUGGUUGUUCAGGAAAAACCUCGGGCUCCAGGUUUUUGAUUUUCAUGUUUGACCGGUUUGUGUCACUCUGUGUGUUGUUGUUGUGUUUUAACAGUAAUAAUAAAGGGAAGUAAAGUCCAGACGAGCUGCAGGAGUCUGAGCUUUCAUUUUAAUCUGC